AUGAAUUCAUUAUGUGAAAUAUCAUGGAAGAAAGGGGCUUUAAUUCAUUGCAAUAAAAUACUAUUACAUCAUAAUAAUAAUAAUAUAAGUAAGAAUUGUACAAGAUUGAUAGGUCAAGUCAGAAAUUGUUAUGGUUAUAAUAAGAAUAUUAAUAUAUUAAAUGGACAAAAAUAUAUAAAUCGAAAAAAUCCUAGAAUAGGUAUAUUUUAUGAAAAUCGAUAUAAUUAUUAUACAAGUAGUGAUAAUAAAAAAAAUUAUAAAAAAAUAUGGAAUAAUUUAGGAUUUAUAAUAAUACCACAACAAACAGCAUAUAUAAUUGAAAGGUUAGGAAAAUAUAAAAAAACAUUAUUAGGAGGAAUUCAUUUUCUUGUACCUUUUAUUGAUAAAGUAGCUUAUGUAUUUUCAUUAAAAGAAGAAACUAUUACUAUACCAAAUCAAACAGCUAUAACAAAAGAUAAUGUUACACUAAAUAUUGAUGGUGUAUUAUAUAUAAAAUGUGAAAACCCUUAUUAUGCUUCUUAUGCUAUUGAUGAUGCAAUUUUUGCUGUUACCCAAUUAGCACAAGUUACUAUGAGAACCGAAUUAGGGAAACUUACUUUAGAUACAACAUUUUUAGAACGAGAUAAUUUAAAUGAAAAAAUAGUUAAAGCUAUUAAUGAAUCAUCAAAAAAUUGGGGUAUAAAAUGUAUGAGAUAUGAGAUUCGUGAUAUUAUAUUGCCUGUUAAUAUAAAAAAUGCAAUGGAAAAACAAGCAGAAGCUGAAAGACGAAAAAGAGCUGAAAUAUUACAAAGUGAAGGAGAGAGAGAAAGUGAAAUAAAUAUUGCUAUUGGAAAAAAAAAAAAAUCAAUUUUAGUUGCAGAAGGGCAAGCAUUUGCUAUAAAAGCAAAAGCAGAUGCAACAGCAGAAGCUAUAGAUAUUAUUGCAAAUAAAAUUAAAAAACUAGAUUCACAUAAUGCUAUUGCAUUACAUAUAGCUGAACAAUAUAUUGAAGCUUUUUCAAAUAUUUGUAAAAAUAAUAACACAGUGGUUAUUCCUGCUGAUUUAAAUAAUGUUGGUGGUUUAAUAUCUCAGUCUUUGUCUAUAUAUAACAAUAUUAAAAAAUCACAAAAAAAAGAACCAGAUCAAAUGCAAACAAAUGAUUAUUCAGGUGAAAAUGUAUUAUUACAAUCAGAUGAUAGAAUUAAUGAUAGUUAA
Messenger RNA from Plasmodium vinckei vinckei, 1194 nucleotides. RefSeq names its product stomatin-like protein. Bases 1 to 1194 code for a protein of 397 amino acids. The record is from RefSeq and is a predicted model, not a curated record. The transcript has a single exon. Gene Ontology annotation, cellular component: membrane. NCBI's taxonomy places the organism in Eukaryota, Apicomplexa, Aconoidasida, Haemosporida, Plasmodiidae.